AUUGGAUUGUCUGGAGAGGCUACCGCCUGGCGAGGCUACCACCAGACAGGGCAGGAGAUUGCCUCCUGGCAGGCGAACAGCCAGAAUUCCGGUCCAUUGCUUGACAGUCAUGCUGAGAUCAUGUCUAGAGUGGCCUUCAGAAUGCUGUUGCGACUGAAGGGUCGACUGGUAACUCGAUACACUUCCUAACACAACAUUAGAAAAGAUGGCGAGUGUAUUCCCUAGCACUGUCUACGUUCCUCAUGCUACGGAGACGAUGAAAGCGGCCCAAUGGAUGGGCACGCGUGUGAUCGAGCUGAAUUCGGUCCCCAAACCGACCAUCACCGACCCCGGCGACGCCAUCAUCCACAUCACCCACUGUACCAUCUGCGGCUCCGAUCUACACCUGUACGAGGGCGAGCUGAACGACGCGAUGCAAAAGGGCGAUAUUCUCGGUCACGAGGCGAUUGGUUUUGUCGAGGAGGUCGGCUCAGACGUCAAGAAGCUCGCCCCCGGCGACCGGGUGAUCAUCCUGCCCAUAAUCGCCUGUGGCUCCUGUGAUUACUGCCAGAGACAGGAGUACUCGCUGUGCGACAACACCAACCCUUCGCGCGAGAUGGAGCGGGCCUACGGGCACCGGGUAUCCGGGACAUUUGGUUACUCGCACCUCACGGGCGGCUACGCCGGCGAUCAAGCCGAGUACUGUCGCGUUCCCCACGCGGAUCUGACCUGCGUCCGGGCCCCCCCCGAUGUCGAUGCCCGCAAGCUGCUGGGACUGGCCGACGUCACCACCACCGCCUGGCAUGGCUGCGAGCUGGCCGAGGUAGGCCCCGGCGACAUCGUCGGCGUGUGGGGAUGCGGGCCUGUCGGGCUGUCAAUCCAACGGCUGGCGCUCCUGCGCGGGGCCCGCAAGGUGUACGCCAUGGACAAGGAUCCCGUGCGGCUGCGCAUCGCCGAGAGCUUCGGCAUGGUCGCCAUCGACGUCGCCGCCCAUCCCGAGACGGCCGACUUCCUGCUCGCCAUCCAGCCGGGCGGGCUCGACCGCGGCAUCGAAGCCAGCGGCUUCCGCAGCUCGCAGAAACCCGCCCACGCCGCCAUGCGCGCCAUCGGUCUCGAGCACGACAGCAGCGACACCGUCGCCGCCAUCAUCAAGGCUACCCGCAAGGGCGGCUCCGUCGCCCUCAUCGGCGACUUCUUCUUCACCACCCACGACUUUCCCAUCGGGCCCAUGAUGGAGAAGGCUCUGACCGUGCGCGGCGGACAGUUGGCCGCCCAGAAGUCCAGUACCACCCCUUCCUGCUUGACCUCGUCGUUCAAGGGAAAUAUGACCCGUCAUGGAUUUUCACAUAUGAAGAUGACUUUGAGAACAUCGUAGAGGACUAUCGCAAGUUCUCCCGGCAUGAAAUCCCCGGCGGGCUUAAAGUGUGUUUGGUGACGCAGUUUGGGCGGAGCUUGAAUUCCAAAGAAUAGUCUCCUAGAUAAUAGAUCUCAGUGUUGAAGUCUCUACAACACUACCAUUCAGUACCUAGCACAAUCGCUAACCAGAC
Messenger RNA from Penicilliopsis zonata CBS 506.65, 1526 nucleotides. RefSeq lists its product as hypothetical. The transcript is spliced from 4 exons. The coding region runs from base 206 to 1354 and encodes 382 amino acids. NCBI's taxonomy places the organism in Eukaryota, Fungi, Ascomycota, Eurotiomycetes, Eurotiales, Aspergillaceae. Gene Ontology annotation, molecular function: oxidoreductase activity; zinc ion binding. The record is from RefSeq and is a predicted model, not a curated record.